AUCGUUCAUUUCACAGCCCACACUACUGAGAUCGGACUUGUAAAUAAAAUGUUCCAAUUUGAGGUAGACGAACCCGACUCUUCGUCCCUCAAAGAUCCCUUCUUGGUGGGCGACCGUGUGCGCGUCUCACAACAGGUGGGCAAUGUUCGCUACGUGGGUCAAGUUGAAGGUCAUGCUGGUCUGUGGCUGGGGGUGGAAUGGGACGACCCCACUCGAGGAAAACACUCUGGCUCCGUUGGCGACCGUGUCUACUUUUCUGUCACCAUCCCAAACUCUGCAUCCUUUAUUAAAGUUGGGAAAGCGGAAAAAAUUCACUCACUAAAAGAAGCCUUGUGUGAACGUUAUGAUCCUGAACUUACUCCGUCCAGUUUGAAAUCCAUUGAGGAUCGGUUAUCUAAAAAGAAGCUUGGCUAUGGUCAACUCCGCGUCAUAAAUUUGGGUCAUUGCAGCAUCACAAGCAUAGACCAGGACUGGGGCGAGAUUGUAGACCUUUGUCCUCAGCUGCAAGUGCUUGAAUUGAAUGAUAACCUGCUGCAAGAGUGGGGCCCGCUUCUCAAACUUUUCACUGGUUGGGCGAACCGGCUCCUGAGGAUUGAUCUCAGUCGAAAUCCACUCUCACCUCCAACAAACGAAGAGGUCAACCUGUAUGCUAACACAUUUAUCAGGAUGGAAGAAGUGAUUUUAGGCGGAUUGAGAUAUGGCUGGGAGCACUUUAAAUCAUUGGCUACAAUGUGGCCAAUGAUAAAUCUAUUGACGGUUCCAUUCAAUAAAGUGUCCAAUCUAGACGGUUUAUCCUGCUCCACCACCAGCUUAUCCAAUCUGAUCUCUUUAGAUCUAGAAAAGAACGAAAUUUCAUCCUGGGAAGAAGUGUGUCGUCUCGGUGUUUUACCAAAAUUGGAGUACAUCAACCUGACCGGAAACCAAUUGACAUCCAUCCACUUUUCCACAGAGAAAGUGGCUAUUUUAUCAUUGCUCCCCAAUUUACGAAGGCUCAACAUUAGCGAUAACUUUAUUGCAGAGUGGUCCAGCAUCAGCGAACUGAACAAGCUGACCGCACUUAGAGAGUUGAGAAUGGACACAAAUCCUGUACUUAACAGUUACAAAAGAGCCACAAAUCGACAAAUUAUAAUUGCUCGAUUGCAGCACAUUCAGAAGUUGGAAGGAGUCGAUAUUGAACGGCAAGAGCGUCGGGACGCGGAGUUAGACUAUGUCAAACUGUAUGCAGAAGACUAUGCCAAAGUGGGCACAAAAGCAGAAUUUAUUCAGAAGCAUCCACUUUAUGUUCUCCUCAUGCAAAGACACGGCGCCUCCGAACCUUCUGAACCUGUUAGUGGUCCCAAGUCUAACUCUGCAUUUGUCCGACUCAUAGUUGUAGCGGAAAGUGGAGUCAAAGGAGUGAAGGAGGUUGAAAAGCAAAUCAUAAAAACAAUGACACUACAAAAGAUGAAAGCCUUGUUACAACGCACUUUUGGCAUACCUCGCGUUCCUAUAUGCAUUACAGUCACCAGUUGCAGGAACCCAGAAGUGUCCUUUUUGCUGGACAAUGACUUGGCAGAAAUUGGACACUACUCCUUAGAAGAUGGGGACACUCUUCGACUUCAGUGGUGAUUGCCUUAAUCUUCAACUUAACUGUGGUCACUCCUUAAUUGUUAAGUUAAAACCUAACUAAGUAACAGUAUUAAUGUAAUUUAUAUCACUCUACUCCAUCACGUUAGUGUUAAUCGCCAUGCUGUUCUUCUGUAUCAUGGCGUUGCGUCGUUUUGUAAUGUUGGCCUACUAAGUCAUUAAUAAAUUUCACUCUCAAUUUAAAAAA
Folsomia candida is the source of this 1813-nucleotide messenger RNA. RefSeq names its product tubulin-specific chaperone E (gene Tbce). Gene Ontology annotation, molecular function: protein binding. The transcript has 10 exons. The record is from RefSeq and is a predicted model, not a curated record. Lineage: Eukaryota; Metazoa; Arthropoda; Collembola; Entomobryomorpha; Isotomidae. Bases 49 to 1608 code for a protein of 519 amino acids.